Molecule: messenger RNA, 1395 nt
Organism: Serendipita indica DSM 11827
Lineage: Eukaryota; Fungi; Basidiomycota; Agaricomycetes; Sebacinales; Serendipitaceae
Source: the annotation of a GenBank genome assembly
AUGGCUAUGGAUGGAAGAGAAGAUGAUGACAAGGAGAUGGACUCACCCGUCAAGCUAUCCCGAUUGCUCAAGAGCAACCCAUCUCAAGCUACUCAUCGCUCCCUUGUGGGAGCCUCACCUUCGACAAUUGCUAUGAUGCAUUAUCAUCACAAUAGCGGGGAAGAGGAAGAAGUCUCGCCUCCCCCGCCCCCGACAGGUUCGACUCUUAGACCGUCCACUGGGUUUACUAGCUCGUCUAGUAUUACACAUACUUCCCUUCCUGCUCCAUACCUCAAAGAUGGUUCAUCCUUACGCGAAAGUGUAUCAAUAAAGGAAUACGCAUCGACAAAGGAGCGAGCCUCAGAGCAGAUGUCUCCAAGUAUCGGUUCCCCAAUCUCUUCACCGAUAAACUCUUCCCCUGGUGACCCACUUUCUACAAGUGUCAAAUCUACUGGGGGGUUCUCACUUGGGAACACAUUGAGUGCGGCAUUGGAUAAGCAUCGACAUCGGCGAGGGAGCAAAAGUAGUACAAAUACUACUCCCACGUCAUCUUCACUUCAAAAUACCUCUAAUCUCGAUUCCGGACUGGCCUCCUCCCCGCCUCGCUCUGGUUCAGGUCGACCGAGGAGCCAGACUCAAUCUCACACUCAGACCAAAUCGCAUCGAUCACGAAAUCAUGCAAAUCGGAGUCAAACACGGACACUCGACGAUGGUCUGCCCCAUGGGAGUCCUCCGACCAGUGCCGGCGGCCCCAGCAGCCCACUCUCGCCGUCGAGUCUCGGCACGAGUUUGGGAUUAUUUGGGAGACCCAAUAGUUCAUCCGCUCACUCGCAUUCACUUCAGACACCUCAACAGUCCAAGCCGCACCACGGUUCUCAGCACCAUCUUCCCAAAGAGGACAGCUGGCGAGAUCGUGAGUCUGGGCGCGAGCGGGAUCUCGAUUUCGACGACAGAGAGAGCAUCGCGCACACGAUUCGUGAGAGCUUCGGUGACGACAAUGACUAUUCCCGCACCGAGGGCGAGAUGGACAUUGAGAUGGACGAGCAAAUCUCGACGUCGUUUACCACGCAAUCCGGCACGGGUUCCGCGUCUGGAACGAGCAACGCCCACACAUAUGCUGGAGAUGUGACACCACGAGGAGCGAGUGCUCCCCGAAUCGCGUCCCCUCGUGCGAGUACCAAACGACUUGGGAGCUCGCAUUCUACGGCUUCCUAUGGAUAUUCGUUUACACCACCGACGACAGCCAUGAGCCGUACGACGUUUGCGGAAAAUGGCGUCGCUGUCCCCUUUAGCGGCAUCGGUCUCGCGUUUGGACGGGCAGGCCGUGACAACUUUGAUCCCGAAGGCGAAUCAAAGCGUGCAGAUAGGGGCAAGGAAAGGAGUCGACGACGGGGGCGCGAAAGAAAUGAAGAAUGA